AUGUGGAAAAAGAUUGCAUAUAAAUUGCCUAAAGGUUGGAUUCAACUCGAGAAGGCGGUUGCGAGUAUUGAUGCGGAAGAAAAAUUGGUAUUAUUGGUGGGGCUUGGCAUCCGCCGUCCACAGCCCGAAGUAACCGAAAACUGGUCAUGGGUCUAUUUCCCGCAACCGGAUAUCAUAUUUUAUCGUUGCACAUUUAUCUCAAACUUCAACGAAUCCCUUACACCGAAUGCCGCUGUAUUUUGGAGUGUCGUAUGCGAAAUUGGGAUGGACUCGGAUGCGGAAGUUGUUGAGGAAGAAGCUGUUGAGAAGACAAUUCAAGGCUUAAAAACGGCUGGUAUCUUGUAUGAGAAUAAUACGAUUGUCUCCAAAUGGUUUUGCGCUUUACCCUAUGGAUAUCCAAUUCCUACGAUUAAUCGAGAUUAUGAAUUGGCAAAGUGUCAACCAGUCUUUGAAAAGAAAGGCAUUUUCAGCCGCGGGCGUUUUGGUUCCUGGAAAUAUGAAUCCGCAAAUCAAGAUCAUUCAUUCACUAUGGGCCGAGAAGUCGUCGACCGUAUUUUUAUGAACAAACCGGAAAAACUCAAU
Mesorhabditis spiculigera is the source of this 582-nucleotide messenger RNA. Lineage: Eukaryota; Metazoa; Nematoda; Chromadorea; Rhabditida; Rhabditidae. The record is from the annotation of a GenBank genome assembly.